Messenger RNA from Lepus europaeus (European hare), 4630 nucleotides. It is a transcript of the gene AMOTL2, whose product is annotated as angiomotin like 2. Gene Ontology annotation, cellular component: cytoplasmic vesicle; bicellular tight junction; plasma membrane. Gene Ontology annotation, biological process: regulation of cell migration; hippo signaling; angiogenesis. The transcript has 10 exons. Bases 731 to 3049 code for a protein of 772 amino acids. The record is from RefSeq and is a predicted model, not a curated record. NCBI's taxonomy places the organism in Eukaryota, Metazoa, Chordata, Mammalia, Lagomorpha, Leporidae.
GUUCCCCGAAGGCCGCGGCCGGGAGCCCCGGCAGCCCCGGGCCGGUGCGACGUGACUUUAAGACGCCGUAGCUUUGGCUUCUCGGGCGAUGCGCGCUUGGAAAGGCAGCUUUCAGGGAGCGAGGAGGCUCGCGGGCGCAGCCGGGGUGGGGAGAGCCGAUCUCAGCGGCGCGGUCCUUCGGGGCCGGAAAGGAUGCUGGAGUGAGGGGCGAUGCCCCUGUUCUAGCUCCGCGCCGGGGCAGGCGCCCCGUUGGCGCGCCUGGAAUCUGUGGCGAUAGCUCUGCUUGCCUCCUCGCCGCGGGGGGGCCGCCUCGGCGGAGUCCGCCCAGACGGUGAUUAACUUAGGGAAUGUCCGCAGCUGAAGCUGCUGGCGAAGUGACUCCCAGCGGCUGCUUUUGCCCCUGGGGUUGCGUGCCUGGGAGGCUGGGCACCGAGGUGUCCACCCGGCGCACCCCGCACUCGCAGCUCUGGGCAGCUGGAGGCCAGGGGUUGGGGGAGUGAUCAGGAAAGGCUGCUCUCCCGCGGUGUCGAGCCCCAGCCGAGGUAGGGCCCCGGGACUUGGGUCUGUGGCAGAAGACUUGGGUCUGUGGCCGCUUUGCACCCAUCUCCACACGAGCAGGACCUGUGGCAGUGAGUGUUUGGUUUGGCAUUCCCUGAAUCCCAGUUUGGAGGUGCUCUGGGGCCAGGUGCCACCGGCCCCUGUCCAGGCAGGUGUGGCAAGCCACAGAAUCAUGAGGACGCUGGAAGAUUCCUCAGGGACAGUGCUGCACCGCCUCAUCCAGGAGCAGCUACGCUAUGGCAACCUGACUGAGACCCGCACGCUGCUGGCCAUCCAGCAGCAGGCCCUGCGGGGUGGGGCCGGAGCUGGGGGCACAGGGAGCCCCCGGGCCUCCCUGGAGAUCUUGGCACCCGAGGACAGUCAGGGGCUGCAGCAGGCCACGAGGCAGGAGCCCCAGGGCCAGGAGCACCAGGGCGGUGAGCCCCACCUGGCAGAGAACACCCUCUACCGGCUGUGCCCGCAGCCCGGCAAGGGCGAGGAGCUGCCCACCUAUGAGGAGGCCAAGGCCCAUUCGCAGUACUACGCGGCGGCCCAGCAGGCGGGGCCCCGGGCACCCGUCGUGGUCGUCGGGGCUCCCGGAGGCAGCCGGCGGCAGGAUGAGGCCCUGCGGGAGCUGAGACACGGGCACGUGCGCUCCCUGAGUGAACGACUCCUGCAGCUGUCCCUGGAGAGGAACGGCGCCCGGGCUCCCAGCCACAUGAGCUCCUCCCACAGCUUCCCGCAGCUGGCGCGCAGCCAGCAAGGGCCCCUGGCCAGGGCGCCCCCUGCCGAGGGCCCCGAGCAUCGUGGGCCCCCGCCUCAGUACCCACACAUAGCCCACGAGACCGCCACUGCUGUUGCCGAGCCUCGGUACCGCGCCCGCGGCAGCCCGCACUUUCAGCACGCAGAAGUCAGGAUCCUGCAGGCCCAGGUGCCUCCUGUGUUCCUCCAGCAGCAGCAGCAGCAAUACCAGUACCUGCAGCAGCCCCAGGAGCACCCCCCGCCACCACACCCAGCCACUCUCAGCCAUGGCCCCCUGGGCUCCCUCAGCGCCCCUGGGGUGGAGGUGCCAGCGAGUGCGCAGGCGUCGUCGGCCGCCCCGGGCGGUGCCCAGCUGGAGAGCGUGUUGCGGGAGAAUGCCAGGUUGCAGAGGGACAACGAGAGGCUGCACAGGGAGCUGGAGAGCUCGGCAGAGAAGGCUGCCCGCAUCGAGAAGCUGGAAAGCGAGAUCCAGCGGCUGUCCGAGGCCCACGAGAGCCUGACCAGGGCCUCCUCCAAGCGGGAGGCCCUGGAGAAGACCAUGCGGAACAAGAUGGACAGUGAAAUGAGGAGGCUGCAGGACUUCAACCGGGACCUCAGAGAGAGGCUGGAAUCUGCAAACCGCCGUCUGGCGAGCAGGGCCCAGGAGGCCCAGGCCGGCAGUCAGGACAUGGUGGCCAAGCUGCUUGCUCAGAGCUACGAGCAGCAGCAGGAGCAGGAGAAGGUGGAGAGGGAGACGGCGCUGCUGCGCGGCGCCAUUGAGGACCAGCGGCGGCGCGCGGAGCUGCUGGAGCAGGCCCUGGGCAACGCGCAGGCGCGGGCGGCCCGCGCCGAGGAGGAGCUGCGCAAGAAGCAGGCGUACGUGGAGAAGGUGGAGCGGCUGCAGCAGGCGCUCGGGCAGCUGCAGGCGGCCUGUGAGAAGCGCGAGCAGCUGGAGCUGCGGCUGCGCACGCGCCUGGAGCAGGAACUCAAGGCAUUGCGCGCGCAGCAGAGACAAGCCGGCACCCCCAGCAGCGGCAGCAGUGGGUCCCCCGAGCUCAGCACCCUGCGGCUGUCCGAGCAACUACGGGAGAAGGAGGAGCAGAUCCUGGCGCUGGAGGCCGACAUGACCAAGUGGGAGCAGAAAUACUUGGAGGAACGUGCCAUGAGGCAGUUUGCCAUGGAUGCCGCCGCCACGGCCGCCGCCCAGCGGGACACCACUCUCAUCCGACACUCGCCCCAGCCCUCGCCCAGUAGCAGCUUCAACGAGGGCCUGCUCGCCGGCGGCCACAGGCAGCAGGAGAUGGAAAGCAGGUUGAAAGUGCUGCACGCUCAGAUCCUGGAGAAGGACGCCGUGAUCAAGGUGCUGCAGCAGCGCUCCAGGAGAGACCCUGGCAAGGCCGCCCAGGGCGCCCUGCGGCCUGCCAAGUCUGUGCCGUCCAUCUUUGCUGCCGCCGCGGCAGGGGCCCAGGGCUGGCAAGGGCUCCCGUCCAGUGAGCGGCAGGCAGAUACCCCUGCCCGACUGGCUACAGCAGACAGGGUGCCCGUGGAGGAGCCUGUGGCUGCCACUCCCCUCCCUGCCCACGCCAAACACGGGAGCAAGGACGGGAGCACCCAGACAGAUGGCCUCUCGUCGGACAGCACCCCUGCCUGCCUGGCCCCAGAACCCGACAGCCUUCUGGGGUGUGGCAGUGGCCAGAGGGCAGCCUCUCUAGACUCCGUGGCCACAUCCAGAGUUCAGGACUUGUCCGACAUGGUGGAGAUACUCAUCUGAAGGAGGCGGUGCCUGGGGGACCCUGAUGGAGCCCUGCCCUCCCCUGCGUGCUCGGCCAUUCCCACGGCCCCGCCCACUGAUGUUCCCCCCUGUGCCCCAGCCAUCGUCUGUGUGGUCCCUGGAGCUCGGGCAGGGGGCUGGGAGAGACCGGAGUCGGCCUCGGGGAUUCAGCUCCUUCCUUGCUGCUGGAGCGGCGAUGCAAACUCAGAGAGCUGAGCCCCCUCUGCCGGGCCCGGCCAUCUGCUGGUUUAGGAAGCUGAUUUCAAGAUGGCCGCCCACAGACACCGGGUGGACUGGUUUGACGGUCAAGCCAGCGGCCUGCUCCUCUGGCUGAGUCUGGCCCCAGCCACCCUCCCAGGCUCUUCUGGUCCUCGCUGCUUCCCUGGCAUCCCGUGGGUCUUCGGGGGUCUUGAGUGGGAGCCGCAGCAUCAUCGCUCCCCGCUCGAUGGGCCAGGAGCCAGUGUGCAGAUUGUGUGUGGUCCCCUUUCCCGUGGAGCAGAGGAGUAUAUCCAUGGGGGUGCUUCCGUGCCACCGCUCCCAAACCCCAGCCGCUGUUCUCCGGUUUUUUCUCCUCCAUGCGUGUUUGACACUGGUUGAGCCCACUGCUCAGUGCCCACAGGAUCCCUGCCACCAGCCUCCUGCAGAGCCUCCCCAGCUCCUCUGUCAUGGGAGGUUGCAGGGAGCUGGGUGGUAAAUGCUGAGCCACCCACGCGUGGAAGGAGCCGCCCACGCGUGAACUUGGGUGGUCUCCUCUCCCCAGGGCAUCGGCUCCCUCCGGGGCAACUGGAGCAAUUGUCUUGAGCUCAUGCGUGUCUGUUCCCAGCGGGGAUUGGGAGCAGGAGUGACAUUGUUGGCGACUGGUUGAGAGCUACAAGAUGUGACUCGAAUCGUCCUCUGGACGGAGCCCCGUCACCCAAGAGGCUGGCUCCUCAAGCUGCCGCUGCCCGGCGCCCUGAAGCAGUCCAGGCCCUCUGGGCUUCGGGCGCAGCGUCCCCAGUGGGAGCCAGCGAGCAGCAUCAGUGACUGACUUCUGUCUUACCAGAGUUCCCGGCUCAGCCCCCCAGAGCAGUGGGUGGGGAUUAGCGGUUUGGUCUUUACUGUUUUUAGUUCUCCUUGGAUCUUUGUUUAUUUCCUUUGCUGUUUUUAAGUCCUGUAUGUGUUGUAUUCCCAUGGCUCCCUGAGUUUCCUUUUUAAACAUUUGCAUUUGCUGGACAAUUGCAUAUUUUUUUAAAAAGUUCCCCAUCCCUGUUUAAAGCUGAAAACUACAUUUGGUUCAUGUGCGUUGUUUACAAAGCCAAAAGAAAAAAGAAAAAAAGGCAAAAAAAAUAUUGUGAAAGAAGAGAAAAAAACACAACAACUUAAUAUAUUUUGGAUUAAUAUUUGGUAUUUCUUUUAAAGUAUUUUUUGUGCUGUGAACGUUCUCUGCCAAAGACCAUGGUGUGUGUCUGUAUGUUUAAGUUAUCGUAAAUAUUUAAGAUGUAAACCUGGCUGUUUUGUUAUGCCAUCCCUGGGCCAGGAUUGGUGCUGCAUUCCACUGGGUAUAACAGUAUUUUAAUAAAAAAAAAAAAGGAUUAAAAGUGA